AUGUUUGAUGGCAUUAUUGGUAAAUAUUUCCUUAGAAGCCCCUUUCGGCGAUGGAAUCUAUACCUUCUUGACUUGACUGAUCUAGGGCAUGACGAUGGAUGGGGCGAGGAGGUAGGCGAACGAACGGUUGGCAGGUGCUCCGUAUACCAUAGAGGCGAGGAGUCCUGCGAAUGGGACGCCUCGCAGACUUGCGGUAACUUUCGAACGGGGGAAGGAUCCAGCACCUCGGCAAGUUGUGGCCGUCCAACUGGCCUUAUCCACAGGAAUAGUACGAGUAUAACAUUGAAGAAACCCACGAAGGAAUUCUCGCCGAAGAGCAAAACGAUGUCACUCUCUACCAUGAGCAAUACCUCAAGGACUUCUGAAAGAUUUACACUAUUCCGGAGGCAAACCCCAGCUGUAUUGUCCGAAUUUGACCAGUGCUCGAUGUGUCGCAGUCUACCGCAAUCCUGCGAGGCGUCCCAGUCGCCCAGGAUCCUUCGACCCAGCGCCAUUGUGGGAGGAUCCGUCGCUAACAGAACAAGGUGCUGAUAAAUUCCUCAUUUUCUAGGGAAAUUCCUUUAUUAAUAGAAAAUUCUAUUAAUAAAUUAAUUUCCCUGGAAAACGAUGAGUUUAUCAGGACAUAAAGAUACCAAGAUCAUGUUUAUCUAGAUUAGUUUAAUAUAUAUUUACAUAUAAAACGUUGUUGUUAAUCAAAUAAUAUACCCUUC
Drosophila mauritiana is the source of this 710-nucleotide messenger RNA. RefSeq lists its product as uncharacterized. The record is from RefSeq and is a predicted model, not a curated record. NCBI's taxonomy places the organism in Eukaryota, Metazoa, Arthropoda, Insecta, Diptera, Drosophilidae. The transcript has 3 exons. The coding region runs from base 1 to 531 and encodes 176 amino acids.